AUGGUUGCUACCUUACCAAUGCCAGUAGCAGCGAUAUAUGAAGUUUCAGAGGACUGGUGGUUAGGUGAAGCAUUGUGUGAUUUUUGGGUGUGUUCAGAUGUACUCUGUUGUACAGCAUCUAUACUUCAUCUAGUCGGCAUUGCUUUAGAUCGUUAUUGGGCUGUUACAAAUGCAGAGUAUAUUCGUCGACGAACUGGUCGUCGAAUAGGCAUUAUGAUAGGCAUAUUCUGGUUUUUAUCCGUUUUAAUAUCAAUUCCUGCACGAUUUCAUACAACUAGAUCGUAUAAUUAUGGUGGAUAUUCACCUGAUAUGGUAUUAGAUGAACCACCAAGUUGUCGAAUCAAUCAAGAGCAUGGUUAUACAGUGUUUUCAAAUAUUGGAGCAUUUUAUAUGCCUAUGAUAUUCAUAAUUGGUAUAUAUGCUAGAAUUUAUCAGGUGGCUAGAGCAAGAAUUCGACGUUCCGCCUUUAAACAAUCCGCCACGUCCAGUUUAAGUAUGACACAAAAAAAGGAAAGAGAAAAACAUCAUCAAAAGUUAUUUAAAAGGAGUCUAUGCUCAUUAUCAUGCUGUCGAUACAAUAAAUAUGAUGAAAAAAGAUCAAUUAAAUUGGCUUAUGUGAAAAAUAAUCCUCAAGCAAUACAGAAUAAUAUGAAUCAAGAGAAUCCUUCAUCUUCGCAUAUCGCAGAUACAGACUGUACUGAAGUUGCCAGGCACACUAGUAAUAUUGCAGCAGAAAUUUCUGCUGUAAAACAGCCAACAGCAACUACUACCAUGACUACUACCACGUCAAGUGAUAACAAAUAUUGUUCUUUUAUGAAUCAAUUAAAUAAUGAUAAAUCUAUCCCAUAUGUCGAUGAUGUAGAGAACAAAUCAAAUUAUUGUCAUUCUAUUGAACAUUUGAACGGAAACUACAUACACACAAAACCAGUCCUGUUAAAUGAUGACAAUGUCAGACAAAAUUUGAUCAAUUGUGAAUGUAAACCAAAUAUUUACACAGAAAGAUGUUUAAAUAAGCAAAGAAGGAAAUCUAAUCAUCAAAAGGAAAUGAAAAAAUCAAAUUCUCUUCUAAAAUUAGAUUAUAGAGCUAAUUCUUCAUCUGACGGUCAAGAGUAUUCAAAUAAAUUUGAUACACCGAUAUAUUCAUCAAUAUCUAGAAAUACAAGUUCAGCACCACCGAUUCUUAUUAACUUGACGAAUUCUAGUACAUAUUUCUCGGAAUUAACAAAUUCUAAUUCUCAGUUAUCUGAAACACCUACAACAGAUCACACGAAUUCGGUGAUGUGGUCAUCAUCAUCAUCAACAGGAUCAGGAUCAGCAUCCUCUUCAUGUCCAUCGCUUCCAUCAUUGUCAUCUUCUUCAUUUUCAAGAUAUUCAUCGUUACCAGUUGACAGUCAGUAUCAUUAUCAUCAAAGGCAUCAUCAUCAUCACCCUCAUCAUCAUCAUCGUGACUAUCAUCAUGAAGGUCUUCAUAAUCACCAUCAUCAUCAUCACCACCAACAUCAUCAUCAUCAUCAUCAUCACCAGGGACAUCAUCAUGGACACAUUCAUAAGAGAAGGUAUUGUCAAGGAAAAAUGUCUAAAAAACAACAAAAUCGAUGUCUGGGUAAAUUAAAGACACUUUGUAAUUGUUGUCCUUCAGUUUUUGAUAGUAAGUUGAAUCAUAACCAUCUGUCAAAUAACGAGAAGGUGUCCAGUGAAAAUCCAAAAGUUGGCCAGUUAAAACAUUCAGCAUUCUGUUGCUUUAAAAAUCAUCUGAACUCUCCAGUCAAGGAUAUUUCUUUAACUAAUGACCAUGGAACGUGUUACAGUGUUGUAGAUCCCAGUUCAGUGUCUCAGUUUGCACAGCGUAAAAAUAAUAUCAGCGCUGUUAAUACUGACAAUAAUAAUAAUAAUAGUAAUAAUGCUAGUAAGAAAACAGAAAAUCAUAUUGUUUUGGAUGUAACAAAAAGGCAAAAUGAUGUACACGGUAAAAUGUGUCAUUUGUUACGUUUAGAAAAUAGUCAUCGAAAAUUGGCUAAAUCAGUGUCGAAUUUAAUCGCGAAUAGAAAUGCUGAUUCUUCGACAACAAAUCCGGUAAAAUUACCGCAACAUCUACACCAACAACCAGCAUUAAUACUAACUCCAGUCACGUCAGCAUUACCACCGUCCCAACCACCACCACCACCAAUACCGUCAAAUACACUGAAUGAUGAAACUACUACUACUAUCACAUCAAAUCUUAUGUCAUUGCAACAGACACAAGUGAAUCGUGAACGACUAGAAACAAAACGUGAACGUAAAGCAAUCUCAACAUUGGCUAUCAUCACAGGAUGUUUUCUCUUGUGUUGGUUACCAUUUUUUAUUGUUGCCUUAAUCUCACCAUUUACAGAAAAUUUCACUAUAUCUAAAUUUGGUCAAAGUACAAUAUUAUGGUUAGGUUAUUCAAAUUCAUUAUUAAAUCCUAUUAUUUAUACAAUAUUUUCACCAGAUUUUCGUAAUGCUUUCAGAAAAAUUUUAUUUGGACGAUAUAAUUUACGCUCAUUGUCUAGGUGAUUGUGUGUCCUUCAGUAUUGAGAGAUUUACUGUGAUUAAUUCAAUAUUAUCAUUAUCAUUUCUAUAAUUUGCAAAAUGAAGAUUGUUUAAUGCAAUUUUAACACUGUACUUACUCUACUUGCCUUCUUAAGAAGAUGUUUCGAAUUGUUUCAAGGAAGCAACUAGAAAUUAGUUGAUUCCCACAAGCCAAGUAUGACCUUAACCUCUCACUUAAAUCUACUUGAAAUGAAGUGAAACAUUCCAUAGAGAAACAGAAGUAACAGGAAAAACUCUACAAAUCUAUAACUAUGUACCUCAUAUACCGCUAAACUUAUAAACUUCUUCAAACUUCACCUAACCACUUACAACUUUGAUUUUCUUUUUUAUAUAUAUGUACAAAUGACAAUUCACUUAUUUGCAGUAUUAAUCAAGCAUCCGCAAGCUUUUGAAAUACCCUACAGUUGUCAUAUGUAUGCAUACAUAAGCAAUAUUAAUCCAUGUUUCCAACAACAACAACAACAAAAAAGGUAUAUUCUCUAAGAUUAAGAAUGUUGACACUUGUGUAUUUACCGCUUAUCUUUUUUGUCGUAAAUUUUUUCUUGAUAAAAUAUAAUUUUAAAAAAAG
Molecule: messenger RNA, 3136 nt
Organism: Trichobilharzia szidati
Lineage: Eukaryota; Metazoa; Platyhelminthes; Trematoda; Strigeidida; Schistosomatidae
Source: the annotation of a GenBank genome assembly